Messenger RNA from Diprion similis, 1876 nucleotides. RefSeq names its product lysophospholipid acyltransferase 6 (gene oys). Gene Ontology annotation, biological process: lipid modification. Gene Ontology annotation, molecular function: acyltransferase activity. The transcript is spliced from 11 exons. The record is from RefSeq and is a predicted model, not a curated record. Bases 74 to 1642 code for a protein of 522 amino acids. NCBI's taxonomy places the organism in Eukaryota, Metazoa, Arthropoda, Insecta, Hymenoptera, Diprionidae. Gene Ontology annotation, cellular component: membrane.
GGGCCCGCAAAUCGCAGAACGGCAGAAGUUGUGGCUCGGAGUCCUCGCAGUACGGCGUCGACCGCGAACAGCGAUGGGUGUGUCAAGCGCGGAUGUUUAUUACGACGGUUCGCGAGCAUUCACGUGGCUCGCCGACCUGGCCGGCCUCCCGAUUGACCAGAUGAACUUCCUGGUGACGCAAUUCUCAGCGCUGGGACUAGCUUCCUUGUUGAGGUCUUCGCUGAGCCCACGAGCCGUUAGUCCCGCCACAAGACAUGCCUUUGGCUUGGUUCUCGGCCUCUUCUUUGGUUACUUCAGUUUCGGCAAACAUGCGGUGCAUUUGGCGGCACUUCCGGCUCUCUGCUACGUCGUCAUGCGGACUCAUGAUCCUCGUAGUAUGCAAAGGCCUGUGCUUCUCGUCGCGCUUCUUUAUCUCUCCUGUAUACAUUUUCACCGCCAAGUAUACGACUACGGUUCUUACACCCUGGACAUAACAGGUCCGCUGAUGGUGAUAACACAAAAGGUAACGAGCCUUGCCUACAGCGUCCACGACGGAAUGACACGCAAGGAAGAGGAACUAACUCCCUCGCAGCGAUAUCACGCCGUCAAAAAAAUGCCUACAGCCCUUGAGUAUUUCGCCUACGUCCUACACUUUCAAGCGUUGAUGGCUGGUCCGGUUAUUUUCUACCGUGACUACAUUGAUUUUAUCGGCGGUCACAAUAUUUAUGGCUCGAAAACGUUAGCUGGCUACACGGACAAGAAUUUGAACAGUAACAAGAUCGUCUUGGAACCUUCGCCGCGUCUGGUUGUGGUAAAGAAGGUUCUUGCCAGCUGUAUGUGUGCUGUAAUAUUUGUCUCUUUCAUACCAUCCUUUCCGAUACAAAAAAUCAAAGAGGAUGACUUCAUCGAAAAUACGACUCUUGGUUACAAGGUGGGCUUUCUUAUGGUGUCCACGAUGCUAGUUCGCUUCAAGUACUAUCACGCGUGGCUCUUUGCUGACGCUAUAUGCAACAGUUCGGGCCUCGGCUUCAACGGUUACAAUGUCGAUGGCACCGCGCGCUGGGACCUGAUUUCAAACGUCGACGUACUUAAGUUCGAAACGGCGCUUAGCCUAAGGGACAGCAUAGAGCAGUGGAACAAGGGUACCAAUCGGUGGCUACGCAUGAUCGUUUACGAAAGGGUAGAAACACACAGUACUAUCCUCACCUACGCGUUGUCCGCGCUAUGGCAUGGUUUUUAUCCUGGCUACUACUUGACCUUUGCUGGAGGGGCGUUAUUCACCUUCGCAGCGCGAUCUAUACGGCGACACGUUCGACCUUACUUCCUCGGAUCGAAUGUUUCCAAGCUAUUUUACGAUACGCUUACUUUUUCCACAACUCGAGUUUUCAUGGCAUACAUCACCUUCAGCUUCAUUCUACUCGAGUUCUACCCCAGUAUCAGACUGUACCUACACAUGUACCUUGCCCCGCAUAUUUUGGCACUGGCAGCUCUAAUUCUUUUGCCGAAAUUGUCGGCGCUAAUGCACCACCAAAAGAUUACUACUGCUGCCGCUACGGCUGCAGCCUCGGACAUUUCUACAAAAAAACAUGUGUCGAAUGGUCACGGCGGGCCAGUUGCUGACCGCAUGGCUCACGUCGCCCACCUCGCACAAAAGGCUCAGUAAAUCGGUUAUUGCACAAAGCUGGACAGCUGUAAUUCUAAUCUAUACGUAUAAUACCUACUACUAAUCGUAAGUUUUAUAUAAAGCAAAAAUAUUUUUAUGGAUAUUUUUAAUAAAAAUUACAACAUAUCAUAAACAUACGCGUUCAUAAGCGUUGAGGUUAGAAGGUAGAGAUCAGGUGCGUGCAACUGAGAUCUAUCUCACGUUUAUUCUGAAAAAAAAGGAUAAGAGAAAGGG